Messenger RNA from Fukomys damarensis (Damara mole-rat), 1242 nucleotides. RefSeq names its product RUS1 family protein C16orf58 homolog. The transcript is spliced from 7 exons. Bases 235 to 963 code for a protein of 242 amino acids. Lineage: Eukaryota; Metazoa; Chordata; Mammalia; Rodentia; Bathyergidae. The record is from RefSeq and is a predicted model, not a curated record.
AAAAAUUUUUUUUGAAUGAAUGAAUGAAGUUUAGCAGAUAGAGAAUCAGAGUUAGGUUAAGUAACUUGGGUAGAAGGUCCCUGUAAUAGUGACAGAGCUGAGACUCAAGAUGGUGUCUUCUGACAGAGAUGGAGGCUAUUUCUAAUUCUGUGCUGUCUCAGAAUCACUGACUAUUCACACUGAGGAAGGGCCUCUCAGAGACCACCCGGCCCAGCCCCUCACUUCCGGGUGAAGAUGGGGCAGGAGGUUUCACAACACAGUCCCUCUGCUCUGGAGACACUGGUGAACCUAGCAGGGCUCCUGGUCAGCCUCGUGCUGCUUCCUCUGGUGUCCUAUCGCCCCAGCUUCAGCCUCGGAUGUUUCUUCCUCCUCACUGCCCUCCACAUCUAUGCCAACUACCGGGCGAUCCGUGCCCUCGUCAUGGAGACCCUGAAUGAGAACCGGCUCCGGCUGGUCUUGAAGCACUUUCUGCAGAGGGGAGAGGUGCUGGACACUGCUUCAGCCAAUCAGAUGGAGCCACUCUGGACAGGUUUUUGGUCAUCUCCGUCUCUGUCGUUAGGGGUUCCUUUACACUGCUUGGUCUCCAGUGUCUCUGAGCUGCAGCAGCUGGUUGAGGGGCACCAAGAACCCUAUCUCCUUUACUGGAACCAGUCACGAAACCAGGUACAGGUAGUUUUGAGCCAGAUGGCAGGCCCUGAGGCUGUCCUGAGGGCUGCCACACAUGGGCUGCUGCUCGGAGCCCUGAAGAAAGAUGGACCCCUUCUACAAGAGCUGGAGGAACUGAGGAACCAGGUACAGGCAGGUCCUGAGAAGGAUAGUUGGGCCAUCGUCAGGGAGACGCAUCAGGUGUUGGACAAGCUGUUCCCACAGUUUUUGGAAGGUAAUGUAGGCCCCCUAUCUUCUUAUCCACUGGGACCUUCCUAUACUCACCUAGGAAAUAAAAGACCUGGCUUCUCUCUGUGAUCUUAAGUCUAGGACUCGGUUUCCCUGUCUGUGGAGGGAGGAAGUUAGGAUGGGCUCUGAGGCUGUGUUAGGGUUGACAGUCUGUCAUCCCAGGUAGCAUUUAAGAAGUGGGGAAGGGGUAGGGCUCGUUUACUGAUAAUGACCUUUUAUUUCGGGUGUAUUCCAUACUGCCCCUUUUCUGUGUGCUAUCUCUGAAUUUUGGCCGCCAGCACAUGAAAUUUCAGCGUAGCAUUAUCCCAGAGCUCACCCAGCAGAGGAGUCUAGGCAGCGCACAAGGAC